Ciona intestinalis (vase tunicate) is the source of this 2398-nucleotide messenger RNA. NCBI's taxonomy places the organism in Eukaryota, Metazoa, Chordata, Ascidiacea, Phlebobranchia, Cionidae. The record is from RefSeq and is a predicted model, not a curated record.
UAUAAAGAGAAAUUGUCAAAAUUUACAAAUUAAAUGUUUGUCAUAUUUACAUGUACGACAAAAUAGAUAUAAAACACAUUUAAAUUUGACAUGCAGCUUAGUGGGUUUAUGAAAUACAAUGUCAAACUUUUCAAGGUCGUACAGUGACUCGGUCGCAAUCGACCAGGACGAACAACCUGAUGACAAAAAGAAAGCAGAUCAUCGUUUGAGUGUUCCGGUUGAACAAACUAGUGAUGAAAUCAAAACAAGAAAAGACAAAGCACAAAGCAACUGGACCAAAAUUUUUCGUCCAUGGAGAUGGAAGAAAAAAAAGAGAAGCGAAAAAUUUACAAAGACUGCAACAUCUCUUGAGAGAAAGAUAUCUGUUCGUAGCACGCGAGAGGACUUGAUCAAACGUGGUCUGUUAACAGAAACCAAUGGUGAACCUGCAGCAUCAACUUUGGAGAAACCAGUUGUUCAAUCAAGUGAUGAACAAGACGAGUUGAAUGAAGUUGAUCAACAAGAUGAUACGAUUUCAUCUGCAAUGAAUCGUUUUCCAUCCCUGCCAAAACAAUCAGAUUCGAUUCGAAAUCGCCGUCGUUCCCCUUCAGACCCAUCAGUGGCCAUGCGUUCUGACAACGAUCUGAAUAGAAAUAACGCAACACAUGCAGCAUGCCAAGCAAAAUCUGAAGCAAGCACUCAUUAUAUACAUCAGAAAUAUCCAUCAGAUGAAGUGACGAGAGAUAAAGGUGAAAACGAUGCUCGAAGACAUUUUCACAGACAUUCAUAUCAGAUCGCAACUUCUUCCUCUAACAGCCUCAAUCGAGGAGAUGACAGAUUAAAUGUUGGUAGAUUUCAAAUGCGUGGUUCAGGUGGCAAUGAUCUUGUUGCAGUUGGAAUUAUUGGUCACAAUGCACCAGGUUCACGAUCUGCAGUCUCAUACAGUGGUCCUACUCCAAUACCUGCAGAAAGAAGCUUUCCCAGGUCAUCGGAUUCAUUGAAAAAUGCUGAACAGCGUUUCAAUGAUGAACACAGCCUUACAACGGCUGCUUCAUUGCCUCCUGCUUUAGCAGCAAGGCUCUCUCAAGAUUUAAGCAAUGCUAUUUCCAACAGUCUGAAGAGCCAGGUUGCAUCAAAGACACAAGAGAAGAGCCAUCCUUACCGAGAAUCAAGCAAACAAGAUCAUGUGCAUUCCAAUAUUGCUAAUCCUAGAAGUUCCCAAGAUAAUGCCCGACUUACCUCAAAAAGUGAGACAUCCAAACCUGUACAGCAUAUUAGUGCAAAUGAAAGUUUAAUUUCCCCGCGGCCUGUUGCUGCUAAAAGAACUGAGCAAAGUAUUGUUGGAAAAUCGGCAACCCAUGUUGUAAAAGGCCCACCACCAAAACCGCCCCCAAAACCAUCAAAACAAGUGAUAAACAAGGCAACAGAGCAGUAUAAACGAUCAAGUGUUGAGGUGAAAGAUUCUUCCCAAGUUCCACUGCCACCACCACAGUAUAGCAAACCUAGAAAGCCAGAACACUUGGUGCCAAAUAUUCCGACUGGUGAUGUGAGGUUUGCUGGAAGUGCUGAGAUUAUACAGAGAACUACACAGAUCAAUAUACCACAAUAUUUAAGAGAAAAUUGCACAGAAAGUGAAAACAAUUCCUCAACUGCCGCUUGUGAUUCCGACUCUGAUUCAUCGGGACCAAUCCUUUAUCGCGAUGAUGAUGAUGAGGAUGAUGAAGUUGAUGAUGCUGGUGGCCUUGCUGCAAAAGUAGCUCGACGUGAUACACUUGCUCUACGCCUCGCUAACCGACCAAAUCGUACAGAGUUGGAACAAAGAAAUAUUAUAUCCAGUCCCCAGAAGACAGAGGAAGAAAGAUCAGCGGUUAAAGUUAAUCUUACAAGACGUUUGAGUCAACGCCCAACCAAGUCCGAAUUACAGCAACGCAACAUCUUGCCUAAUGAAACUCCUGAAGCGAGAGUUAAGGAGAGGGAGGAGGUGAAACGUCAGUUAACUCGAAAAUUAUCAAUGCGACCAACAGUGAAGGAACUAAUAGAAAGAAAAGUUCUCAUAAAUUGGCAUGAGUAUGUAGAAGUGUAUGAAGUGCAGAAUUAUGAUCGACGGGGAGAUAAACCUUGGACAAGGUUGACACCGGCAGAUAAAGCCUCAAUCCGCAAAGAGUUAAAUGAGUUCAAAGCGAAUGAAAUGACAGUUCAUGAAGACUCACGACGAUAUACUCGAUUUCAUAAACCAUGAUUACAAUUUUCUUGGUGCUGUUGAGGCACAUCUUGAUUUUUGCACGACUAUCUCGCUUCAAAGUGUUUUUCAUGUAGCACUUCACGGGAUAAUUCACCCGAACCAAUAAUACAAAUUUAUUCUAAUGUGGUUUAUCAUGGUCAUUUUCCUUUAUUGUUAUAAAUAAAUGUAUUAAGAUUG